Messenger RNA from Loxodonta africana (African savanna elephant), 2256 nucleotides. It is a transcript of the gene ENTPD2, whose product is annotated as ectonucleoside triphosphate diphosphohydrolase 2. The transcript has 9 exons. NCBI's taxonomy places the organism in Eukaryota, Metazoa, Chordata, Mammalia, Proboscidea, Elephantidae. The record is from RefSeq and is a predicted model, not a curated record. Gene Ontology annotation, cellular component: plasma membrane. Gene Ontology annotation, molecular function: hydrolase activity. Bases 4 to 1473 code for a protein of 489 amino acids.
CUCAUGGCCGGGAAGGUGCUGUCUCUCCUGCCCUUGUUGCUGCUGGCCGUGGCGGGGCUCGUCGGCCUGCUCCUGCUCAGCUUCCGCACCCGCGACGUCCCGGAGCCGCCCGGCCUCAAGUACGGCAUUGUCCUGGAUGCUGGCUCCUCGCACACGUCCCUGUUUGUCUACAAGUGGCCAGCAGACAAGGAGAACGACACUGGUAUCGUGGGCCAGCACAGCUCCUGCGACGUGCGGGGUGGGGGCAUCUCCAGCUAUGCAGACAACCCCUCUGGGGCUGGCCAGAGUCUUGUUGAAUGCCUGGACCAGGCGCUUCGGGAUGUGCCUAAGAACAGACACGCUGGCACACCCCUCUACCUGGGAGCCACCGCAGGCAUGCGGCUGCUCCACCUGACCAAUCCUGAGGCCUCAGCCAGUAUCCUUGUGGCCGUGACACAGACGCUGAGUCGUUAUCCUUUUGACUUCCGGGGUGCCCACAUCCUCUCAGGCCAGGAUGAGGGGGUGUUCGGCUGGGUGACUGUCAACUACCUGCUUGAGAACUUCAUCAAGUACGGCUGGGUGGGCCGGUGGUUCCCACCAAAGAAGGGGACGAUGGGGGCCAUGGACCUGGGGGGUGCCUCCACACAGAUCACCUUCGAGACAGCCAGUCCAGCUGAAGAUCCAGCCAGUGAGGUCCAGCUGUGCCUCUAUGGCCAGCGCUACCGUGUCUACACCCAUAGCUUUCUCUGUUAUGGCCGUGACCAGGUCCUCCAGAGGCUGCUGGCCAGUGUUAUCCAGACCCAAGGCUUUCACCCCUGCUGGCCGAGGGGCUAUGUUGCCAAGGUGCUCCUUCAGGAUGUGUAUGGGUCCCCGUGCACAGCAGCCCAGAGGCCCCAGACCAACAGCAAUGCCAGCAUCAGCGUGUCCGGCAGCGGUGACCCUGCCCUCUGCCAAAACCUCGUGAUGGGCCUCUUCAAUUCCUCUUCCUGCCACUUUUCCCGCUGCUCCUUUGACAACACCUUCCAGCCUCCUGUAGCGGGGAACUUUAUCGCCUUCUCUGCUUUCUUCUACACUGUGAACUUCCUGAGGAUUGUGACAGGGCUGCCCGUGGCAAGCCUGCAGCAGCUGGAGGCAGCCACAGUGACCAUCUGCAGCCAGACCUGGAAUGAGCUGCAGACCCGGGCGCCAGGGGAGGGGUCCCGCCUGGCCGACUACUGCGCAGGGGCCAUGUUCGUGUGGCAGCUGAUGAGCCGCGGCUAUGGCUUUGACGAGCGCGCCUUCGGUCGAGUGACCUUCCAGCAGAAGGCCGGGGACACGGCGAUCGGCUGGGCGCUCGGCUACAUGCUCAAUUUGACCAACAUGAUCCCCGCCGACCCGCCAGGGCUGCGCAAGGGCUCGGAGUUCGGCUCCUGGGUCGUCCUUCUCCUGCUCUUCGCAGCCUUGCUCCUGGCUGCGCUUGUCCUUUUGCUGCGCCAGGUGCGCUCUGUCAAGUAGUUGAGCGCCAACUAGUGGCGGGCCGGGGGUCUGUCCCCAGCCCCUCAAUCUCCGCGCGCCCCUGCCCCUCCACCCCAGCAUAACGCGCCCAGAACAGAGACGGGACUCGGGCUCCCAUACCCACUUUGGGCUCCGGUGGGCGAGAGGAACCCAAUCUUGCUCCCUCCAGGCCCUCCUUUCUCCUCCCCACCCCAGCCUUGGCUUCAUCUCAAGGCAUCUGCUACCUCUCCACUUCCUGGGGUUGGGGGUCUCCAGACCCCCCAACUGUCUGUGGCAGUUCUCAGUCUAUGACUGCUCGCCAGGGAGUGGGGUUUUUAUUCCGACAACCAGGGUCCUCGAUCCCCCUCCAUUCCGUAUUGGAGAAGGGUCAGAGCCCACAGGUUGGGAGCCAGCCCAGCGCCUACUUGUAAGAUUUUGUAAUAAAUUUUUUUUUCCUAGAGCAGUGUAGAGUGUUCAUAGGGUGGGACCUCUUUGCUGGUGCCUGGCCCCCUCCAGCUGUGCUAGUAGGCUUGCUCCUGGUCCCCUCGACCUUGCUAUCCUGUGGACACCUCUCUCCCUCCCUCCUUCCUUCUUGUCUGGGCCCAGACUGGGGCGGUGCUGACCCUCCUCCCCAUCUCUCUUGGCGGCCUGGAGUUGCUGGCCCCAACGGCCGGCCGAAGAAAGGAGUCCUGAAUCCCCCUAGAGUCUUCUCCUGCUGGCCGGCCAAGCUCCCCCGCCCCUCUUCAGACCAGUGACCUAGCUGGGCUUGAGGCGGGCUCCUGGCCUAGAGUUGGCUUGGGGAAC